AUGUCUGGAUCUAGUAGAGACAGAGAUACUGGUCGGAAAUGGGAAUCUGGUGCUUCCAAAAGAAAGAGAAUAGCUGAAAUGAUGCAAGUGAACCAAGCUAUGAGUACUAGUAUGAUGAAAUUUCUAAACAAAACCAGUACAUCAACAACUACAGACUUAGACGAACCUAAUGCCAAAAUGGAUUUAAAUGAAGGAAAUUUAUCCAAUAAAAUUUCAAAAUACAAUGAAGAAUUGACCAAAGAAGUUGAAAUUAAGUCUGAUCUUGAAACUUCUCCGCCAAUAAAUACUUUUGAAAAUAAAGAAAUUACUCUUUAUGUUAACUCUAAUAUAAAUAAUAUUUGCGAUUUAGAGAUGCACAAACAAGAAAUUGUUUUAAGUGAACCACUAAUGAGUUUAGACCCAGGGAAAUGGGUGUUUCCGUUAUCAGGUUCACAGCGUCACGAUUUAGUUCAAAAUGGUCCUCAACAGAUGCUAGAUAUUUGCGAUGAAAAUUAUCCUUUAAACAAUAAUAAGAGACAUUUUUCUAACUUCCACUAUACAAGAAAAUUAAGUAAUGGCGAAACUCAACAUCGCAGAUGGCUAGUUUAUUCUCAAUCUCAAGAUAAAAUAUAUUGUUUUCCGUGUACAGUUUUUUCUAAUUUACAAACACAAAUGAUUCGUGAAGGAUGUUGUGACUGGAAACAUCUAAGUACAAUUUUGCAAAGACACGAAAAGAGCCAAGAGCACAUGGUGUGCAUGAUUAAAUGGGUAGAAUUUGACAAACGAAUUAAACUCGGGAAAUCAAUAGAUCAAGAAAAUGAAAAACGGAUUCGUGAAUCACAAAAGCAUUGGUACAAUUUGUUUGAAAAAUUAAUUAAUGUAAUAAAUUUCUUAGCCUCACAUAAUCUAUCAUUUAGAGGUCAUCGAGAAUCAAUGAAGUUAGAUGAUAGCAAUAACUCUGGAAACUUUAUUGAUUUAUUAAAAUUAUUGUCCAAAUAUGAUCAUUCAUUACAGAACCAUUUUCAACUAAUUAAUGAAAAACAACUGGCACAACAUUAUUUGAAGAUUAUUAAUAAAGUAAAACUAGUGAAAUAUUAUGCUUUCAUGCUCGACUGCACUAGAGACAUAAGUCGCGUUGAACAGAUGUCCAUUAUUUUAAGAUUUUGUAAUACGUCAACCGGUGAUAUAGAAGAACAUUUUAUUGGAUUUAUUGCUGUUGAUUCCACAACAGGGGAACAUUUAACAAACAUUAUUCUACACAAGCUAAAAAGUAAUGGUUUAGAUAUUCAAGACUGUCGUGGACAAGGUUUUGAUAAUGGCGCGAAUAUGGUAGGAAUAAACAAGGGUGUUAAAACACGAAUAUUAAAUAUUAAUCCUAAAGCAUUCUUUGCACCUUGUGGUUGUCACAGCUGGAAUUUGAUUUUAGUAGAUGCUGCUAAGUCUUCCAUUACAGCUAAAACAUUUUUUGGCUUUAUUCAAAAAAUUUAUUUGCUCUUUUCAAAAUCUAGUAAACGAUGGGAUCUUAUUAAAGAUAAAUUAAAACUAACAUUAAAGUCUUUAUCUGAAACAAGGUGGGAAAGUAGAAUUGCUGCAGUCAAAGUAAUAUUAUUUCAAUUUGACGAUAUCAUUGAUUGUAUAAAUAUACUUAAAAUGCAAAUAGUAGACGCAGAAACUCUAUGUGAUUGUGAAGCCAUUUUAAAAGAAAUGUUAACAUUUGAAUUUAUUGUUUCAAUACAUGUGUGGUAUGAAAUUUUACUUCGUGUAAAUAAUAUAAGUAAAAUCUGGCAAUCAGUUCAAGUUAAUUUAAAAAUGGYUGUUSAUUCUUUAAAUAAUUUUUGCAAUUGGAUUCAAGAAUAUCGUGAUAUAGGAUUCAAUAAAAGUAUUAUAGAAUCUCGCCAGUUCAUAGAAAAAAGUAGUUAUGAAAUAGAAUUAAAUUUUAAAAACAAGAGAAUAGCAAAGAAGAAAAAAAUGUUUAGUUAUGAACACACUGAUGAACCUAAAGGUAUAUAUAGAGAAUGGUGA
This is a messenger RNA of Diuraphis noxia (Russian wheat aphid), 2001 nucleotides long. RefSeq lists its product as uncharacterized. The record is from RefSeq and is a predicted model, not a curated record. Lineage: Eukaryota; Metazoa; Arthropoda; Insecta; Hemiptera; Aphididae.